AUGUCCGGCAUUCGCUCUCCUACUUCGAUUCAUCCUGCCCUUACUAAGCCUAACGAUCCCCCACAACCUCCUCAAACGGUAUUCGAUGAAGCUGUUACACCUUCAGCUACGGCACAAUCUUUUUUUGGAUCUAAUGGCAUGAACUUAAAAGUUAAGGCCGGGGACAAUCUCCGACACGACCAGGGCGUACAAGUUGCUUCUCUAAAUGCCAUCAAGACCAACUUUUCAGACAAUGAUCUAUCAGAGUCAUCGACUGACGCAUCUACAACAUUUUCUGCUGCAACAACUGUAGGAAGUGACUGGGCUUCUGUUCCUUCAUCACCGGUAUUUCCUACUCGCGCUUCCAAAACUUUUCAUAAUCACAGCAAAAACGCUCUGUCCGUUGACGCCGUACCCCGCCAGACUGUUAUGAAAGCAUUGGCGUCUUCAAGAAGAGAACAUAAUCCACAAGACCUUUCUUUAGCAAAUAUGAGAUCACCACUCACCGAGAGACCGGGUACUGCCUCGUCGCAGAAACUCAAUGCCGCCUUGUCGGACUUGGUACAGCGAAACACUCCUGCCACGGCUCGAUUUCCCUCUUUGCAGUCCCCAUGCUUUUACCAUCAACGAUUCGACGAUGCAGUUAAUAUCGAAAAGGUUCUCGAAGAGAUUAAUGGAGACGAAUUCAUGUCACAUUCUCGACUCAUGGCAACGGCUACUGGUGUGCGAGAAGUUUCUAAGCAAUUACAAAGACGUCCAAUCAAGAGAGCUGUGCGCAACGUUAUGAUUGUCACAAAGGCUAGAGAUAAUCAGUUGGUUAAUCUGACCAAGGAUUUGGCACUUUGGCUUAUGAGCACUCCACGAUAUGGCUCAGACCUUGGUGUUAAUGUUUAUGUUGAUGCGAAACUUCGCAACUCGAAGCGUUUUGGAGCAGCAGCAUUGAUUGAGUCGCAACCACGAUUUCAACAUCUCUUGAGAUAUUGGUCACCAGAUCUUUGUUGGAGCCAACCGGAGAAAUUUGAUCUUGUCCUCACUCUUGGUGGUGAUGGUACUGUUUUAUUUACUUCUUGGCUCUUUCAGCGUGUUGUCCCUCCGAUUUUAUCGUUCAGUCUGGGUAGUUUAGGCUUCUUGACUGGAUUCGAAUAUGAUCGAUUCAAAGAACAUUUAAAUAAGGUUAUGGGAGAGGAAGGUAUGCGGGUUAACCUUCGCAUGCGCUUCACAUGUACGAUUUAUCGAGACGGAAAGGAACAGGGUCACGAGGCGUUAGAAGGUGAACAGUUUGAAGUUCUUAAUGAACUCGUUAUUGAUCGUGGACCAUCCUCUUACAUCUCUAACCUCGAGUUAUAUGGAGACAAUGAACUCUUGACUGUUGUUCAAGCCGAUGGAUGUAUCUUCUCAACCCCUACUGGCUCAACCGCAUACUCAUUAUCUGCUGGUGGCUCAUUGGUCCAUCCAGAUAUUCCUGCCAUUCUCCUCACGCCAAUUUGCCCUCAUACUCUUUCCUUCCGCCCAAUGAUUCUCUCGGAUUCACUCUUACUUCGAGUAUCCAUUCCACGUAACUCCAGAGCUACCGCUUAUUGCUCAUUCGAUGGGAAAGGUCGUGUUGAGUUGAAGCAAGGUGAUCAUGUCACCAUUGCCGCUUCACAAUAUCCAUUCCCAACUGUCGUUAGCUCUCCCUCAGAGUGGUUCGAUAGUGUAUCCAGAACUCUUAGAUGGAACACUCGCGGUGCCAUGCAAAAAGCUUGGGAUGGUACUGAAGAUAACAAAGAAGAGGAAGCUGAAUGGGAUAUUGAUACUGAUUCGGCUUGUUAUGGAAGCGAAGAAAGUAGUCUUAGUGCAAGUCCACUAAGAAGACAAAUGAGCAUGCUUGGCAUGUAA
This is a messenger RNA of Sclerotinia sclerotiorum 1980 UF-70, 1857 nucleotides long. RefSeq lists its product as hypothetical. The record is from RefSeq and is a predicted model, not a curated record. Gene Ontology annotation, molecular function: NAD+ kinase activity. Gene Ontology annotation, biological process: NADP+ biosynthetic process; NAD+ metabolic process. The coding region runs from base 1 to 1857 and encodes 618 amino acids. Lineage: Eukaryota; Fungi; Ascomycota; Leotiomycetes; Helotiales; Sclerotiniaceae. The transcript has a single exon.